Molecule: messenger RNA, 471 nt
Organism: Aphanomyces invadans
Lineage: Eukaryota; Oomycota; Saprolegniomycetes; Saprolegniales; Verrucalvaceae
Exons: 3
Coding region: 1-471 (156 amino acids)
Cellular component (GO): nucleus; cytoplasm
Molecular function (GO): hydrolase activity
Source: RefSeq, a predicted model, not a curated record
AUGUUGCGUGGAGAUGCUGCGCCGCUGCAGCAUUCCCGCGUUGGACGCGAAAACCAGCGAUAUGACGGCGACGUGCGCCUAAUUGUGUGCAUUGUGCCAUUCUCUCCAGCGGGCCAAGUACUCUUGAUCUCAAGCUCGAAGCAUAAAGAUUGCUGGAUCUUUCCUAAGGGAGGAUGGGAGACCGACGAGUCUGUCCAAGCUUGCGCGUCGCGGGAGCUCGAAGAAGAAGCAGGGGUUGAAGGGAUCGACUUGCAACCUUUAGGCGAAGUUAACUACACAAGCGCGAACAGCAGCGACCGUUCGAAACCGAGCCGACUGAUUGGGGUGUCCAUGCGAGUCACCAAGGAGUACGAGGAAUGGUCUGAAAGCAAGCACCGCCAACGGCGAUGGGUGGACUUGAAAACUGCGCGCUCAAUGCUUCAAUCGCGCCCCGAGCUCCUCGAAAUGCUCAAUCGAGCCGCCACAUCCUAA